GAGCAGUUGAUUAGUUUAUGAACAGAACAUGAGUUUAAGCUUCAUAAAGGAAGAGCCGCAAGACGGUAUAACUGCUGCCGAGUUUUGCACUUCACCCAGAAACCUCUUGGAAAUCUCCACCAAGGACGAGCCAGAGGAGACUGCCAAGUCUCUGGACUGCGGAGUUGAUACAUUCCUCAACUCCGUGAGAGACUACAACCACCCAACUGUGUCAAGGAACAAUGUAACUUCUAAUGGGACUUCACGAUCUCCAAUCUCACUCGCCAGUAGCUUCACAAAUCCAAGCAGCUUUCUGUCCCCAUGCCAGGAUGCCAGUUACUAUUUCACCCAUGCUCCGGACCUCCAACGAGUUUCCGACUCGCGGUCUCCACGGCGGUUGUCACCUGCCCUGCCGAUCGUGACAUACACAGAAGACGAAGUCAAGAGUCUGGUGCAGUUGGGUCAGUGCAGACUCGUCAAGAUGAAUUCGAAGUCACGGAUCUGGCAACAUUUUGAAAGAGUAUUCAACGAAUUUGGACAAGACACAACUUAUGUUGUGUGUUUAUCGUGCAGAAAUUUAUUGAAGCACAAAUUGACAAGUACCACAGCCCCCCUCGUGGCCCAUGUUCAGCGCUGCAGCGGUCACCGUAUUGCUCACGACAGCCCAGAAUCGCCAGGCUCAAGAUCUUCGGAGUCUGCCUCUCCCCAACUACCUCGUGAUGACUUCGUGAGUCAACCCCAACUCUUCUUCCCUCUCUUCAGCCCUGAACCUGUCACUCAGGACCACCAAAAAUUCAUGUGGCGUUCACCUCCAAACGCCUUAUCGCCGCAAAACCCUUCUCAAAAUGCUGCUAAUAUGACCAUUUUCCCAUCAUUUGACCCAAUCAGCGCAUUAAGACCCCAACUAAGUCCUUUCGGUCACGCUCCCCAAACACCUUCCCCACAUUUCCCCUUCAAUACUCAUGACGGAGUACACUUUGGAGGUUCGGCGCCCCUAAACUCCAGAAAACCGCGACGUUCACGUCACAAAGACGUAUUUCCUCGUCAGACACGACAUCCAGGGGACACGGUUCGGUCGGGGACCAGCAGAAAUACAAUCACUGGAAAAGAGACGUCACUCAAUGGUAGUAAUGAUUCGCAGGAGGCAGGAGCCAACGGAAAGAGCUUAAAUUUGGCAUACAAGGCAGCCCUCGACGCCGCCGUUGCUUUCUGCUGCCUUGAUGGCCGCUGGUUUGAUGACAUCCGUGGCUCAGGUCUUCGGGAGCUGUGUCAGGCAUUCCUCAACAUCGGCGCGCAAUGCGGGACUCUGUUGGCAGAAAAGCUUCUGCCCUCUGCCAGCGAUAUCCGCCACCGCGCAGCUGACAUGGCUGCCCUGAAGCGCAGCCUCGUGGCCGCCGAGCUGGCGCAGAGCGUCGCGUCGGAGGGCGGAUGUCUGGCCGUCGCCACGACGCGGCACGAGGACGGAAGGACUUGGGUGAGCUGCCGACUUCAUGUCGCCGGCAGGAGGGCCAGCGGGGCAUUGGUGGGCACGUGGCCGUACGAUGGCUCAGGACGUCUGCGUCAGCAGCUGCGUGGGGCUCUCGCGCUGCUCGGGCUGCAAGACCAAACAGAUCAACUUAUCAUCCUUGGAGACUCGGUUGCUUACCCUCUUCGUAGCGGUCCUCCUAAACCAGCUGAUGGACCUGCAACUGGGAGGUCACCUCCAUCUGGGGGCAGAAAGCUUACGAUGGCGGAUCCCGUGCCUUGCGGACGGUCCGCGAUUCAGGAUCUCACGUCGCGGAUCCUGAACCACAGCCGCCUGUGUAGGUUUUACGGUGACGCCUUGGCAACAAAUUUGCAGCUGAUUAAGGAUCUCAGAAAUUCGUAUCAUUCAAGUCUCGCUGCAGGCGCCUGCGAUGUGGCAGCGCAAGCCAAAGUAUAUGAGGAUUUUGGCGUAUUCAAUCUUUCUCAAGUGAAAUUUACUUAUCAACGAAAAAAGGAAAUUGAAAAUUUAUUCGCAAAAUCUUGCCUAAAAGCUUCCUGUUCAGAAGCUAUUAGUUCUUCAUGUAAAAUUAACUCGGCAUCAAAUAUCGACGAAUCUUCAAGAAGCAAUUCCUUUAAAUCUGUUUCCGAAUGCGGAGACAUCGCGGCAGUAGACAAUGCAGUUGAAAACACAAAAAAUGCUAUAGUGAAUUCCAAUUUAGAGAAUAUCGCUCAUCAAACUUCAAAAGCUAUGGCGGACUUUGCGAUUCUUUCAGAAAUUUGCGAUUACUUUGAGCCUUUCGAUGCUGCUCUCAGAGACCUGGAUUGUUCCGACAUCAAUGAACCUAGUCUAGGGAAAUUCUUGCCUUGGGUUAAAACUCUACGACAAUAUUCAGCAGAUGCUGAGAAGACUUUGAAGAAUAACACAUCUGAUUCAAAAUUGAAAAAUUAUAGCGAGGAAAGUUCUUGCAUUUAUUGUAAAAGUUCUAAGAAAGUAAAACCGGACAUAAGUCUUCCACAUGAUGGCCGAGAAACGGAAAGUUGCGACUCGUAUACUGGAGCCACAUCGACCAACGCCAUGCCUCUGAAAAGCAAUUCGUGUUUGUCUCUUCAUGAGGUUGGGUUUGAAGUCGUAACGAACUUUUUGAUAGCUCAUCCUGCACAUUUUGUUGCUACAUUCCUCACCCCUCAUUUCAAAAGCCUGGCCAUGCUCGAUGCUGAAGAAACUAAGAAAACUUUGUCAUGGGUAAAGAAGUUAGCAUCAGAUAUUUCCUGCAUUGGUUCGGACUUUUGGAUACCUGAGAACUAUGACCGGGACGCCGGGAUUACAUCGAACCAGACCCGUAUACUGGUUAGCGACGUAAACGAAAUUAAUUCAGCAACAACACAUGUUGUCGAAAAGAAGAACAAUGAAAGUAAGUUUGAUAAUACUUUGAAAAUUAUAAGUCUUGACAUAAGCGAUGAUUCAAAAACUUCAAGACUAAGUAAUGGUGUCAAUGAUCUCGUGGUUGUCCUGGACGAUAAAAGCAUGGAUGAGGACAGUGCAGGAGAAAAACAGAAGAAUCCAACGUUGAAGGCUUUGCUUGAGGACGAUUCCUCGAACUUGUACCAGAAGCCUCCCGUCAGGAGCUGCAGCAGACCUCGUGGGCAUCCUACGUUGGUUUCUCUGUUAGAAAGCAAUAUGACAGUUUCACCUACUGCGAAACGAUGUAUGGAAUCCCUGCAGAACAAUGGAUCUGAAACGGACGGGGAUGCUGUACAUAAAAAAUUGAGAAUAAUACCAGAUGUUAUUUUUGGAAGAGACGCCCAUGACGGUUGCAGUGCAGACGACGGAAAAAAGGACAAAAUUCAACUUAAUCAUGGAGAUUUCUCUGAAGACAGAACCGUCCCUAGUGAGGCCAAUGAAGCAAUCGAAAAUUCAUCCGGCGGAUUUUCAAGCGGAAUAGUAAAAAAUAACGAAAAGAAUAGAAAGUAUUGCACUGACGUGGAUACGAGCAGGCUUGUCGACACACAUGGGUCCAGCCAUGGGUCCAGGAGCAAGAGUCGCUUCACGUCAAUCGCCCACUACAUGCAGUCGAAUCCAGGCGAUCAAAACGGAGAAGACUCGCCUGUGGACCUUGAACUUAGCAGGUACCAAGGGCUGCCCUUCCCCCCGUCGGGCACGGCUACCGACGAAUGGUGGCGACAGAAGGGUCCCCAGCUGCCGACGUUGGCCGCGCUGGCCCGUCGGUUGUUGUCGGUGCCAGUAACUGUCACGGCGAUACCGAUCCCUGAUGGUCAUCGCAGGUGGCCUCGCCAAGCCGACAAGACUGAGGCGGAGGACACUGUAGUGAAUGAUAUUAAUAACUUGAUGUUCCUAGCGGCAGAUUGGUAGUAAUUUAGCUUCUUUUCCAAUAUUUUGGGAUAAAAGAACUGUAUAUUAUCUUUUCGUCGAUGACAUGGACAAUUCUAUGGUUAAUAGAAUUUUUUACCGACUAGCGCAGUUUCAUAUUUUGCGUUACCUCGCUGUGUAUAUUUUAACGAUUGAAAUUAAUUCUAACGUAAAGGUAAAAUUUCUUAUUUAUUAUACAGCACGUGUAUUUUUCCAGCAUAAACUUCUUAUUUUGUUUGGUUAUCAAAUCUCGUGAUUUUCAAAACUAAUUUGUUUUGCGAUCAUAUGAACU
Hyalella azteca is the source of this 4103-nucleotide messenger RNA. RefSeq lists its product as uncharacterized. Lineage: Eukaryota; Metazoa; Arthropoda; Malacostraca; Amphipoda; Hyalellidae. The coding region runs from base 29 to 3814 and encodes 1261 amino acids. The record is from RefSeq and is a predicted model, not a curated record. The transcript has 8 exons. Gene Ontology annotation, molecular function: DNA binding.